CCUCUAACGAGAGGUUUCAACUUCACAUCAGAGGAAUAUUAAUUAGUCGCAGCAGUCGCACGUGUGAGAGUAGCUGAAUCCGAGAGAGAGUGGAACUCCAUCGACUUCGUGAAGAAAAAAAAAAACGUGACAAAAAGUCAUAACAAAGGGAUUAGGGUGGGACAUGAGGUUUAUUAUUUCUGGAUAAUGUCAAGAGGUACUGGUGCUGUGGAUCUAGGGGGCUUUAUUAAAUCACAAUUAUGGUACACUGCUUGUGCAGUUAAUCGCACCAAGAAUAAUGGUUUUAGUAAUCAAGGAGGAAACAUCGAGUUAAGUAGAUCAAUUGGAUACUUGGAGCGGACGGUCAGUUACAAGUUGCUCUCGAUAUUGAUGAGCGAUAGUGAGGGGAUGGAAAUCCAGAGGAAGACUGAAUUAUUUAGGAGGAUUCUCCUAUUUAUUGAUAAUCAAGUGGAGGAGACUGUCCAACAGGAACUCCUAUCUCUAUUUGCUGCAGUAAUCUCAGCGGGUCAGGACCCACCUCCACCCCCGCAGCUUUCCCCAACCAGUUUGCAAUUCCUAGAACAAAAUCUCUGGCGCAAUCCAGCUCUCGUCCAAUGGACAAUCGAUCAGCUGUUGUGCUUGUGGUCACCGGUGUUUUCGCUGACAGACUCGUCACUCCAGGACAUCGUCCAGGGUGUCCUAAAAGACAUCCUGAAACCCGCCUCAAUUCACUCAUCAACCGAGGCUCAGCGUUGCUCCCACGCAGUGAAAAACACGAGUUUCGUGGAGGAGGGACACCUGGGGGUGCUGCUCUGCUUGCUCUCGAAGGUGGACCUGACAGAAUCGAAAGAGAGAGAUCUGCUCCAGUGGCAGAAUCCAACACUCCUCAAGGCGUGUACCUUCGAGGACGUCGAGCUGUCCUUAUACUCCAGGAAGGACCACAAGUAUUACAAAACUUGGCACAAGUUCCUCGACGAUAUUCUCGCCAGAAGAAAAUUCCCAGAUACUCUGGAUCACGCCUUGAAGAUCACGUACGCCAUUUUCAAUCUGAGGGACUCCCAUCCCUGUCCAGACGAGCUCCUCCUCAGAACGAUAAAGACUAGAAAUCACUGGCUGUCAGAUCUUCUGAAUAUCUUCCACAUCCUCUCCCUUCACGACCGCUUCGACCUCAUCUCUAAGACCCUCAACUCCUCAUUCCCCAGCUUCUGGGUGCUGAUCCUUCUGAAGACUCUCACAGAGGCCUCAGAGGUCUCCCCUGAAGGCCUCAGGAAUCUCCUCUCGAAGUCUGAUCUGAAUUUCCUGGAAAUCGAGAUGUUCCAUCGACUGGAGAAGACACUGCACGAUCAGGUGGAAGUGCUGGAUUGGAUCUCCAGAAAUUCGACAUCCUCGAAACCCUCUCCCAGGGGUAUCCUGUGCCACCUCCAAACGUCCUCGACGCUCUCGGUCCUCAAGUCGUGGGUCGAUAUUCACGAGACAAAUGAAGACGUCAGUCAUCUCCUGACAGACUGCGACGACUCCAAGACCACCAUGAGGGCUUACCUCGUCAUGCUAACCCUUGUAAAAGCGAUUUUCCUCUGCGGGAGUUACAACCAGGAAUUUGAGAAAGUCUCCGAGUGCUUCAGCCAGAUGGAGGAAUUCCUGAAUGGGCUCUACCCCCUGGAUGUCAGGCUCGAGACCAUUGAGAAUAUUUUCUCCAUGAUGUUCAUGAGGCACGAGGAUUUCUCUGCAGAUGUCUCAGACGUCGGCGACGACGAGGACGAUAAAAAGUCGUGGGAGAAAGCCAAGACUGGAUUCAUCUGUAACAAAUAUGCGAUUAGAGAGACCAUUCAUUAUCUUAACAGAUGUCUCUUCGUUGCCAAUGAUUUAUCGAGGGGUCACCAAGAGCUUGAAGACAAGGUAUCAGCGAUGAAGAAGUAUCUGACGGAGGCCGUAUGGCGACUCGAACUGCUGACGAGCUCGGAGUUUCUCAAAAAACAGGGAUUACCAGAUUGUGGGGAACAGGCUGUCACGGAUGUGGGGGGCAGGCUCAUUAAUCAGGGAUGUCGGGAGAAUUUUUAUCGGGCCAAUGAGAGCUCGGAUGAGGCUGACACUAGGAGCGAUUUCGAUGGCAGCUCCGAGAGCGGAUCGAUGGGAAAUAAUGGGUUUAAUCACGGUAGGAGGAGGAGGCGGCGGCCCAGGGGGAGUCUCCCGAGGAGGGGUGGUAAGGAGGGCAGUCUUAAUUACAUGCUGGCCACCACCGAGACUAUCGUCGUCAGGUGUCUCUGGAAGAAUGAUUAUAAGGAGGCGCAGAGGGUCAUUGAGACUCUGGGGAUGGAGAGCAGCUCCUUGGCAGCGGAAAUAAUGUUCUCGCAGGCGAUCAGGGGAUUCAGGGAAGAUAUUAAGAGACAAAAGACUGUCGAGACUGAAGAGGACUUUCCGGCGCGCUCUAAACAUUCCACAAUUAAUAUAAUUCGCCAGGCCGUGAAGGAGGGUCUCCAGUCCUCUCGAAAGACCAGUCAACUCGAGACAUUCCUCGCGUCACAAGAGCCUCGAAUUUCUCUCCUGUGCCCUCCCCUCACCUCCCCAAAACACCUGAUGACCCUGACCUCGCUGGAUCUCACCCUGACCUCAUGCCACGAUCCCCUGACCUCGGAGAACCUCUCGGAGGUCACGAUGAAGCACUUCGAAUCCUCCGAGAGAUUCCAGAAUUCCCGGUACUUUGACCUCUUCCAAACGCUUCAUCAUCUCCUGCAGUCGCGACCUGAGGCUUCAGUCAUUAAAAUCAUCACCGACGCGAGGUGCCCGCUGUCCCUCAAGGAUUCGAAAAAGCGUUUCAGGUACUGGUCAGAUCUGGAGGGGCACCUGAAACCUCUGGAGGGUCAGACAGAAUUCCUGGACCGAGUAAAUAAUCAAGAGCUUCGAGGCACGUUCUCCAAUCUUCUGUCUCUCUGCAACAAUGGCGAUCCCUACCUCCACAAUAUCGACGCCCACCUGGAGAUCCUCUCGAGUAUUUCUCCUCAAACUGGGGCUCCCCAGCUCGCCAGUCCCUCUCUCCUGAAGAACUCCCUCGAUUUCUACAUCGGCUAUCAAAUAUUCGAUCUGAAUACCAAUCUCCAGGUGCUCGAAAAAAUCGCCAACGAUCUCCAGGUUAAUCUUGUGUACAGCAUUCUCGUGAAUUGCUGUCCCAAACUCCCACAUCACGAUCCUAUAGACGAGACAACACCCUCGACCUCCAAAACCUGGGGAACAACGAUUCUGAACAGCUUCGAGGAUCCCUCACUUCCUGAAACCACCGAUCCAAAUCUCUGUGUCAUUCAAAUCCUGUCAGAACUUCUGGAUCUCAUCAGGGAGCUGCACCCAGAGGCCCCUGUGCUCUCACCUGCUGUCCUGACGAUUCUCUCCGGGAACCAAAAAGUGCAGAGGGUCCUCAGGAAGACGGAGAAGCUGUCGUCGGUGGAUUUGAGUCACUUGUCCUUUGGAAAUCACACGCUGUCGUUCUUCUUGAAUCUCUGGAAUCUCCUCUUCCUGCACGCAUCCUUGAGUGUCUGGAGUCAGGAUCCACCCGAGGGGGACCUGAGGCACGCAGUCACUUUGAGAACUAUAGGAUACCACGUCGGUGAUCUGGGGCUCGUGACGAUUUUCACAUUGAGAUCGAAAUUGCUGGGGUCUUUGCCCUCGGACUUUGUCCCAUCCUUCGAGUCACCCGUGGAGGAGUUGAACGAGCCAGCGUGGCAGGACCUGGACCUCCAGCAGGACCCCAGGAGCAUCUUCGGAAUGAUAAAUGAGUUCGAUAUAUCUCCAGUGUUGAAGGUCUAUCAUCCAGACAGCAUGAAUGACGCCCUGAACUCAGCCAUUGAGGAGUAUGUGGGAUUUCACGAGGAGCAUUUUCUGCCUGGCGUCUUCAGGAAACUCGUUCCCUCGGCGUUUACCUUCAGCAUCAGGCUGAAUUACACAAGGUCCUUGGAGGGAACAAAAAAUCAGGACUCAGGUGGUUCAGAGACUUGGCGGACACGCCUGGUAUCACCAAACCUUCUGCAUUACCUCGAAAAUCACUGCUGGCUCCUCUGCUACCUGGUGGAACGCAUCCACGAGAUGUGGAUCUCUUUAUCGCCCUCGAACUUGGAUAGGCGGACCGCAGUCCUGGAGAACCUCCUGAACUCGUCCUCGAUCGAGAGACUAAAGGUCCUCUUUUCAGGGAAUAAAGUGCUGGCUGGACUCCAGAAUCACGUACCUGUGGGACAGCUGUGGCAGGUACUCGAGGGGUUUCUCAUCAAGAAGGAGAUGAAACGAGCGCUUGAUCUUCUGGACAAUCUUCCCGACGCCUUUAUCUUGAAGAACGUCGAGAUUCAGAAGCUGAAGGAUGAAAUUCUCGUCGAGAUUAUCGACGGUGAGGACCCGAACAGCCCUGCGAUCCUCCAGAAUUUGUACCAGAUCCAGGACGAGCAGACGCUGGCUCAGGUGAUACUCUCGGAGGUGAAGGUCUGGCCUGUGAGGACCUGCGAAGAUGCUCUUCUCCAUUUACUUCGUCACACCAGAAGGGAUAGAAUUCCACUCCACUGCAGGUCUGAUCUCAUCGAGAUCCUCUGCAGGGUAAUGGUUUUCGAUAAAAUGCUACCUUAUUUCAAGGAUCAAGUGGAUAAGUCGGAGCUGAAUUGGUACAACGUCGUCUACAGGACCGAGAAGACAGACCCAACGAAGAUCGUCAAGUCUCUAAUCGAUGCACAGCAGUACGAGUUGUGCCUGGAGUGGUUGGAAUACCAGACAGCUUCCUCAGAUAUUCAAUCACUGGUCUCCCAGGAUCUCUUCCUGGGUCUUCUGAACAGUGCCAGUAAGAACGACGAGUUCAAGCACGCAGGAAAGCUCCUGAGGGCUCUUCCCCUGGGACAGGCGGAAAAACUCUGCAAAGGAGUGAUCGAGAAGGUCCAGUCCAUGGAGGCCCUGAAAUUUGUGGUGUCGUACCUCCUGAAUAAUUCAACCGACAGAGAUAAGUAUAAACGAGGAGCACUGGGUGUCGACCUCCUGUCGGUGCUCGAUAAAAAAGAUCGAGGGCACUACGUUCACCUCAUCACCGAGCCCCUUCUCCUCCUGGAGCAGCUCCUGAUGAACUGCAAAUUCGAUAAUCUCAGGAGAAUUCUGCAGACACAGAUGAAUAAUUUGAAACUCUCUGGCUUCACCAUCGAGAAGUUCGAUAAAAUCGUGAGAUUUUAUGCUGGAAAGUCCUUGGACCUGAGAGUGGCCACCCAGAGGGACCAGGAGACGAGAAAAGAGCUUCCAGGGCAGGCCCCUGAUUUCGUGAUGCCCCUGCAUGCACCAACCCGAGAGGAGUGGAUCCCAAAUGAUAAAGCGAGGGAGUGCAGCUGUUGCAGAAACGUUAUUUUUUCGAUGUUCAAUAGACGUCAUCACUGCAGAAGGUGUGGGAGAGUGGUCUGUGGUGCGUGCUCGAGCCAAAGGAUGACUGUUACUGGAUACGCCAGUUCGGUCAGGGUGAGGGUCUGCAAUGACUGCAAGAAACAGACGUCACAACUGCAGACAGUCCCCUCCAACGCCAGCAGUGAAACCUUCGACUGUUGGAAGCUAACGACCGAUCAGGGACACAACAAUACCCUGAGGGAAGAAUUCUGCUUCGAGUAUGCACCAAAUAUCUCCCUGUGUCUCGCCAUUCUGAAUUUCCACUCUGAUCACGAGGCAUACGCCAAUUUCCUCCAGGAUCGUUGCGACGAGAUGAAACAACUGCUCUAUCCAGACACCAAAGGACAGAUCAAUCGAGAGAUCGAUCACGCUCUCAUCCUGAAGAUGAUCAGGUCGUUGUUGAUCGCUGCGAAGGUCAAGUGUGCGAAACUGGGGUUGAAUACAGGAUUGACACAUUGCGAUAGAUUCCUGUCGCAGGUCGAUCUCAUCGACACUCUGAUGCAGUCCGACUGUCUUGCACUGUUACCACGAGGCGACUUGAAUGAUCACGCGUUCCGGAGGCUCAGAGAUAUUCUCACCGAGAAGGAGCAGUGGGUCCUCGCCCUGAAGGUCAGUACAAAGACAGGAUUAGACACCCAGGGGGUGUGGGCUGCCUGGGGAAAAGCCUGUCUCAAAGCGGGGUAUUAUGAGAGGGCCAGAGAGAAAUUUGAUUAUUGUCUGGAGAAGGUGAGUCAGGACGAUCUCGACGAUUGGGUUCUGCUGCCUCAUCCUUUACCCAAAACUGCCCGGGGUGAUAAAUCCGUGAAGAGCAGACCCACCAAGGAUCCACCACUCGUCGGAGAAAUUUUGUAUAUCCUCGAGAACUCAAAUUCCAGUGAACAGUACUCCAAGUCUCAGAUUUCUGGGAAGAACUCGACUGCCCAGGAGAUUAUGAACACCCUGGAGAAUUUAAAAGGAAUCUCCCAUGGGCAAUACAAGGUGGUGAAGGUGACCACCACCUCCAAGAGCAUUCGUUACCAAGAAAGUUUGUAUUAUCUCCUCAUGUAUGGCAGCUGUAAUUCAAUACUUGAAUUUUUUAUUCGACACAAUGAGCUCGACAAGUGUCUGGCGUACGCCCUCGAGAAUGAUGUGGACCCAGAGGUUUUCUUCAACGUGGCUAUCAUCGGAUGUCUUAAAAUUGGAAAACUCGGAAAGCUGUGUGACACCAUGACGGCGAAGGAUCCAACUCUCAUGACCUGGAAGAAGUACCUGAUUGCCACGUGUCUUUACCUGGAGCGGAAGCAGCUCAUGAAUACUCUCUAUCAAUUGCAAUUAUUCAUGAGGGAUUAUGUGCGUGCAGCGAUGACCUGCAUCAAAUUUUAUGUGACUGAUGCCUCGAUGUACUCUGAUCUCUGCACCAGGACGCAUUACCUGGUGGAGGCCCAGAGGCACCUGGAGGCUGAACUCCAAGUGGAGAGCUUCGGGAGGAGAAGGAAGAGUGUGUCGUCGAGUGCCAGUGGUCAGGGGAGCUUGACCAUGGAGAUGGAGCCCAGUGAGAUCGAUAAACAUGUCAAUACCAUCUCCAGGCAGAUGGAGGUCGCCAAGUUCCUGGGGAAUUGCGAGAGGGAGGGGAGAAAUGUCAACGAUUACUUGAGUAAACUCUCAUACAUGGAGUCUGAAGGACUCCAGCCAAGAUCUGUUCCCACAUUAUUUGGUAAUCAGAAGGAGAGGACUCAUCUCGCUGUUUUGGCAAUUCUGUGUGGGAGGGACGUCGAGGAGGGCUUUGGAUUUGCAUUCAGAAUAAUGCAGGAUUAUUACCUGUCACCGCAGAAGGUUUACUCCCUCGUUGGGCACAUUCUGGCGUUGGACAAGAGAGUAGGCUCCAUCGAGCAGUUGAUAAAGUGCUGCAGGAGCUCAGGGGCACCGAAUUCUCAGGUGAUUUCUGACAGGGUCCUUGCACAUUGUGUCAAACUACUGCUUGACAAGUUCAAGGCUGAGGCCUCUCCCAGUCCUAAAGAUCAGAUUGACAACCUGAUCAGGAUUAUUAAUGACGUGGAGAUGAAGAUUGACUCAUAUAUUGAGAGCAAGCAGCUCAAGGCUGCCUAUCUGUUGGCGGUUAAGCACUCGAGGGGUCAGGACAUCAGGAAGAUCCUCAGGGAGGCUGACAGGCUUGGCCAGACUGCCAUCAAGUCCAUCUGCAACAAGUGGCUUCAGCAGGCUAGGAAGUAAGUCGGUGGGCU
Molecule: messenger RNA, 7586 nt
Organism: Fopius arisanus
Lineage: Eukaryota; Metazoa; Arthropoda; Insecta; Hymenoptera; Braconidae
Gene: Sptz
Product: Spastizin
Exons: 5
Coding region: 187-7575 (2462 amino acids)
Biological process (GO): regulation of cytokinesis; double-strand break repair via homologous recombination; mitotic cytokinesis
Cellular component (GO): midbody; lysosomal membrane; centrosome
Molecular function (GO): phosphatidylinositol-3-phosphate binding; metal ion binding
Source: RefSeq, a predicted model, not a curated record